Messenger RNA from Daldinia loculata, 975 nucleotides. RefSeq lists its product as uncharacterized. The coding region runs from base 193 to 915 and encodes 240 amino acids. NCBI's taxonomy places the organism in Eukaryota, Fungi, Ascomycota, Sordariomycetes, Xylariales, Hypoxylaceae. The record is from RefSeq and is a predicted model, not a curated record. The transcript is spliced from 7 exons.
CGGAGUGACUCAGACAGUAUACAAACAAGUCUUACCUAUCAUCUUGACUUCGUGUAAAUUGAGACAGCUCAGGUUGAAUUUGAAGCCUUUGCCCACCUCAUAUCUGAAAAUUGGUUCCCCUAGACAUCUAUCUAUCUUAGUUCAUAACUGAUCUUUUAAACUCGGUUUACACUACUAAUACACCUAGUAAUCAUGGGGUCUAAGCAUGCCUGGAAAGUAGAGCUUCUCCCCUGGGACCAUUCAAGCCCAGAUCAUGUACAGAGGAUGUAUGACCAACGUGUUACUUGUGGGUGGAGGGCUGACGAAGUACCAUCGUGGGUAGAGGCUGCACAGAAAGGUGGAAAGAUAUUUUACUGGGUUCUCCUUUCGGAUGCUUUUCCGGAUAGAGAAAAGGUACUCGAGCAGCACACUAGUGCCUAUUCGAAGGAGGCAAGCCCGUUGAGGGAUACAGCAGCAGAAAUUCGGCUCGUCCCGCGGCAGCCAACCAUGGUGGAGUUUAUCCCUAUUGGCCAUGUUGCUCUCGAUGUCCACGAACCCGAUGAGGACAUCAAACUUGGCCUUCCAGCUACCGGGACCGUGUGGGUUCAUCAACUGUACAUUUCGCGGGCGCUCCAUGGAGGUGGAUUUGGUGCCGGAGCCAUGUCCAAAAUUGAGACGCUAGCCACGCGAAGCCCAAUGAAUGCAAAAAUAGUAGCUUUGGACACCCUAUCAAAGGAAAUGCAGACCGAACCAGAGAUACGAGACCUCCUAUAUGGGGAAGGACGUAUUCCUCCGCCAGUGGUUUCCAAUGAAGACUGGUAUAUCGGUCAGGGGUACGAGGUACUUCGACGAGAGAAAGGUGCAUACAUAUGGAACCCGCACGAAGGAAUCAGUGCAUCCAUGAACCUUGUGUAUAUGAAAAAGUCGGUUGCUUGAGCAAUCCUGGGUUUCGGAUAGGUCCAAGGGAUAUUGGAUAGAAUGUCACUCCCUUUCUUU